UCAUGAGUCCCGCGUUGCCAUAGUAGGAUGUGCGAAUGCGUUGGGUUUUAAUUAAAUAAGAGUCGGUGAGCUGGGAUAGGCUGGGAGUUCUCUCGGUCCAGACUGCAGGAAAUCCGACGUGGACUAUAAACCCGCAGAAACGGAGAGACAAACAAGCGAAUGACCAGAAGUCGAUGCGGAAAACUGGAUCAGAUCUUCUGCCGUGGGACCGAACGCUACAUUGUAUCUAGAAGCCUGAGAUUAUUGCAACAUGCCACGGCGGACUGUACAAGAAGUAACUGUUCAAGACGUGCAAAAGAGAAGAAACCCCAACAAACACUAUGUUUACAUUAUCAAAGUGGCUUGGUCUGAUGGCAGCACUGAGAUCAUUUUCAGGCGCUACAGUAAAUUUUUCGACCUUCAGAUGGAGCUUCUGGAUAAAUUCCCUGUGGAAGGUGGACAGAAGGAUCCAAAACGCAGAAUCAUUCCCUUUUUACCAGGAAAGAUUCUCUUCAGAAGAAGCCACAUCAGAGACGUGGCCAUGAAACGCCUGAACCCCAUAAACGAGUACUGUAGGGCCCUGAUUCAGCUGCCAGUGUAUAUUUCUCAAUGCGAGGAGGUUCGUGUGUUCUUUGAGACGCGUCCUGAAGACUUGAACCCACCAAAAGAGGAACCCAGUGGAAAAAAGAAAUCAGGCAUUGUGGAGCGAGCGACUUCUUUCCUAAAGAGAGGAGGAGACUCUUCCUCAGCGGACCCGCUGCUGCUGGAGCAGUACGUGGCUGUCACCGACUACGAGCAGCAGGAGAGCUCUGAGAUCAGUCUGUACGUGGGGCAGGUGGUGGAGGUCAUCGAGAAGAACGAGUCUGGUUGGUGGUUUGUCAGCACUGAGGACGCUCAGGGUUGGGUACCAGCCACAUGUCUGGAGGCUCAGGAUGACCCUGAUGAUUUCUCACUCCCGGCAGAAGAAGAGGAAAAGUACACUGCGAUCUAUCCAUACUCUGCACGCGAUCAAGAUGAAAUAGAUUUGGAGAGAGGCAUGACUGUUGAGGUCAUUCAGAAAAACUUGGAAGGCUGGUGGAAGAUCAGAUACCAAGGAAAAGAGGGCUGGGCCCCGGCGUCCUAUCUGAAGAAGGCUGAUAUCCUCAGUCAGAAGAUGGCUGCUGGCGCUCCAGGUCAUGCCAGCACUAAUGACCUAGAUGUGGCUUUCAAACAGCAGAAUGCCAACAAGGAAAACAAGGAGAACCAGCGCGACCGAUUUUCACCAUUUUCAGAAAGCAAGCGCAAAGCAGGAGCGCGACAGAGACCUCCACCACGCCGGGAUCUUACAAUACCACGAGGAGUGAAUCUACCUAAACCUCCAGUGCCCCCACAAGUAGAGGAGGAGUAUUACACCAUAGCUGACUUUCAGACGACCAUCCCAGAUGGCAUUAGCUUCCAGGCAGGAGUGAAAGUUGAAGUCAUUGAGAAGAACUCUAGUGGCUGGUGGUACAUUCAGAUCGAUGAUAAAGAAGGCUGGGCUCCAGUCACAUUCAUUGAUAAAUACAAGAAAACCAACAAUGCCUCUAGGCCUAACUUUUUGGCCCCGGUUCCUGGUGAGAUGGGUCAACCGAAGCUUGAUGAUCCCUCAAGCAAUAAUGCCAACUCUGAGAAUUGUUGGUCCAAACCUCUACCAGACGAACCUUCAUCCAACUCUGAUUUCUCCACCCGUUCCAAGCUGAGAGAAUGGAAGCCCAAUGCAGUUAAAGGCAGCUCCCAUUUUUCAGUGCCCUUACCUCCUCCUCCAUCCUCACCCACGGCUGAAGAGAAGCCAGCUUUACCGCCAAGGAGAGAAUCCAUCAACAAGAGCCUGGAACUGGAGGACAAACCCAAAGCAGACCUUUCUAAACCUCUCCCACCCAAACCACCAGCCCCAGGGGUCAUCGUCCCAUUGGUGACUCCAAAAGCAGCUCCGCUCAAGCCAGACAAACCCCCAGAGAUAAAGAAGGAGGAGAAGAACAAGCAGCUCUACCUGCGCAAUGAGAUGGGCUUGGAGUGUGGCCACAACAUCUCAGCCAAGGAGGUGAAAAAGUUCAACCUUAAGCAUGUGGCAAAGCAGCCUCCCAAACCCAAAGCAGAUUUGCAAGAAGACAAGCCGGAUUCGGCCAGCCCAGCUCCGUUCCUCAAGCCGAAACCAGUGGUCAGACCAAAGCCCGCCCCUGCGGCCAAACCAGAGCCAGUGGCCAAGAAUGAGCUGGACAUCACAAACCUUCGGAGUAAGCUUCGUCCAUCUAAACCUCCAGAGCUCAGCAGCAACUCGAGUGAUCCCAAUCAGCAGAGUGAUACUCCCCCAAAUAAUGGCAGAACAAAUGAAGAGUCAAAAUCCCACAAUAAACAACAAAACGGCCAUGACCCAUCAGAACCAACUAAACCACCAACAACAACAGCACCAAAAGAGCCUCCCCAGAGGCCUUCUGUGGCACCUAGAAGACCUCCUCCACCAAAGAAGAGUUCUGAGCCAGCCAGUUCUACAGACACCAGAGCUCCCCAAAAAGACUUGCCAGAGGCCAAGCUGGCUGUCCCUCCUCAGAGCAGACCCCCGCCGCCCAAAACGAAACCAAAAGACAAGGAGAAGGAAGAACCCAAGGCCAAAGUACCUGUGCCACCAAAGCCCCUCAUUAAGACAGAAAAAGCAGGGCCUCCGAGAGACAAACUCCCACCUCUUAUCAAGGAUCCGGCUAAGGAGGAGCUGUUCUUAGCUGUGGCUGACUUUGAAGGAGACGAGCAGACACCUGGCUUUAAAGAGGGCGCUGUUUUCGAAGUUCUGGAGAGAAGUAGCGGCGGCUGGUGGUUUUGUAAAAAUGUGAGCGAUGGGCCAGUGAUGGAGGGCUGGUUCCCUUCCAAUUACCUGACCAAGAAACCUUAGGUACUCUUGACACAGCUGCUUAAAGAAAACUUAUUUAA
Messenger RNA from Sinocyclocheilus anshuiensis, 2919 nucleotides. It is a transcript of the gene sh3pxd2b, whose product is annotated as SH3 and PX domains 2B. NCBI's taxonomy places the organism in Eukaryota, Metazoa, Chordata, Actinopteri, Cypriniformes, Cyprinidae. The record is from RefSeq and is a predicted model, not a curated record. The transcript has 14 exons. Gene Ontology annotation, cellular component: cytoplasm. Gene Ontology annotation, biological process: superoxide anion generation. The coding region runs from base 251 to 2881 and encodes 876 amino acids. Gene Ontology annotation, molecular function: protein binding; superoxide-generating NADPH oxidase activator activity; phosphatidylinositol binding.